Messenger RNA from Lathyrus oleraceus (garden pea), 1122 nucleotides. RefSeq lists its product as uncharacterized. The record is from RefSeq and is a predicted model, not a curated record. The transcript has a single exon. NCBI's taxonomy places the organism in Eukaryota, Viridiplantae, Streptophyta, Magnoliopsida, Fabales, Fabaceae. Bases 1 to 1122 code for a protein of 373 amino acids.
AUGCACCAAGACCUUGGUAAAGUAACUAAGAAGGAAGACGAACUAGAAGAAGAUAAAAGCGAAGAGGCCGUAGAGAAAGAAGAACCUUAUGUUCCUCCACCACCAUAUAAACCUAUAAUCCCUUAUCCUCAAAGACUCGUUAAAUCUAAAAGUGUAGGGCAAUUUCAAAAAUUUGUCGAGCUUCCAAAACAAUUGAAUAUCACAAUACCCUUCACGGAAGAUAUCACUCAAAUGCCCUCAUAUGCUAAGUUUCUUAAGGAAAUCUUAUCAAACAAGAAGAAGAUAGAGGAUAACGAAACCCUUACACCUACUGUUGAGUGUAGCACCUUAAUACAAAAUAACAUGCCUCCUAAACUGAAAGACCCAGGGAGUUUCUCCAUACCCUAUGUAAUCGGAAAGUUUGUCAUAGACAAAGCACUAUGCGACUUAGGAGCCAACAUUAGCUUAAUGCCCUUAUCCAUAUGUGAAAGGCUUAAAAUGGGAGAACUAAGACCUACUAGGAUGUCCGUACAACUUACGGAUCAUUCUGAUAAAUUUCCUGUAGGUAUGUUAGAAAAUGUUUCGAUUCGUAUAUGUCAAUUCUAUAUUCCUACUAAUUUCAUAAGCAUGGAUAUAAAAGAGGAUUCCAACAUCCCUAUCAUAUUAGGAAGACCAUUCCUAGCCACUAUCGGAGCUAUUAUAGAUGUUAAGAAAGUCAAGCUAACCUUUGAUGUUGGUGAGGAAAAAGUCGAAUUUAUUUUGAUGCAAUUCUUAAAGUCACCAGCUAUAGACUAUACAUGUUAUCUAUUGUAUGUCAUCGACGAGUAUAUAAGAGAAAUGGAUAAUGAACAAACAUCAUACUCCGAAAUACUGAAAAUUCCAAGGCCUCAUACUUUUGAAGAUGAAAAUUGGAAUCAGGAAUACCCAGAUGACAAUCUAAGCGAAUGCCUAGCACUAACGCCCAAUCAUAUGCCUUGCCCAAAGAAACCAGCCCUAGAACUUAAAACUCUACACAAAAAUCUAAGGUACGAAUUCCUAGACACUGAACUCGAGCGACCUGUAAUAGUCAAUGCAUACUUAGGGAAGAUAGAGACUGAAAAUCUUCUACACGUUUUAAGAAAAUAUCCAACUGCUUUAGGCUAA